AUGAGGAAGCUUUCACAACCACAAAGCGUCAACAAUAUGGAGAGAACGUAUCAGAAUGCCAUAGCUCUCUUGAACACAAGACGUCGGGCGUCCAGCCAGCGCUGGAAAGAUGAGCAGUCUGAAAGCACCAAGAAGCAAGCUCACUCAAGCAAUAUGCUUGGUGUUAAAGGAAAGCCUGCCUUACAUGGCAUGGGAAAUUGGGUAGAACAACUUGGAUAUUCGUAUAAGAAUGUUAGCCUGGACAUUGUACAUGUGGCUGGGACCAAGGGUAAAGGUAGUACAUGUGCGUUUGCCAGCAGCUUUCUUCAACAACGCGGACGUACAUCUGGUUUCCCGGAAAAGAUAGGCCUUUACACGUCACCGCCUCUCAUCACUACACGAGAGAGGAUACAGAUCAACGCUACACCUAUAUCCGAACAACUUUUUACCAGAUACACCUUUGAGGUGUGGGAAAGAUUGUGGUAUCACGCUUCGCAAACCACGGACGGACUUGAGAAUAUGCCCCGAUAUCGCCAGUUUCUAAUGCUACUGUCGCUUCACGUUUUCGUCAAAGAAGAGGUUGAUAUAGCCGUGUACGAAACCCAUAGUGGCGGCGAAUACGAUUGUACCAACAUUAUCAGACCUGCUGUCACAGGCAUCACAACAAUCGGAAUGGACCAUGUCAGAGCGCUAGGGCCGAAGAUUGAAGAUAUCGCUUGGCACAAAGCCGGAAUAUUCAAGCCCGGUGUCCCUGCAUUCUCCAUGGAGCAAAGCCCGGAGGUUGCUGCUGUUUUGAAGAACCGUGCAACUGAGAAGGGUACCCAACUCCACUUUGUUGAUCUUGACGACAGGUUGCCACGCGAAGCGCGGGCAUUGAAGUUCAAGGUGCAGAAGAAAAACGCAUCUCUGGCCAUCUCUCUUGCAGAAACCGUCCUGAAGAAGAAGCUCCUCGAGUCUGAUUGCAGACUAAGCAAAACAGACAUUGUGAAAGGUGUGGACCAUUUCUCAUGGCCCGGACGAUUCCACACUGUCCAGGAUGGAAAUCAUCAAUGGUAUCUAGAUACCGCCCAUAAUGAGCUAAGCCUCAAGGUAGCAACAGAGUGGUUCGCGCAGUCUCUAGCGACUGCCCAGAAAAGGUACGCACUUUAUGACUGUUUGAUUCUUGAGCAGAAGGGGUUUAAUGCUGUUAGGAAUGUUGACACCGCAGCCCAUCCAACCCGAGUUCUCAUUUUCGCUCACAAUUCGGAUCGCGAUAAAACAGCUCUUCUGCGGAGUGUGGUCGAUACUUUGAAGCUCAGCAACAUUCAAGUCCAACAUCAUUGGCAAGCUAACCACACUUGGCCACACUUUUUGCGAUUUCAGCUGACCGUGGUAGAUUUCUACAACACGACUCAGGCGAAGAUUUCAUUGGAUGACCUCCAGGAAUUGGGUCAGAUUUGGAGGCAGCUUGACUCAACAACCCAUAUCUCACUCGAAUCGACUAUAGAGGAAGCACUGCUAUUAGCUGUAACCCUCGCCAAUCCAGACUACGGGCUGCAAGCUUUUAUAACUGGCCACGACCGAUUGAUCGGUCCUGCGCUGAGUAUCUUGGAGCCUUCACAUCAGGAUUUAUAUCUGGGAGAGCGUUCGGGGGAUCAUGAUUAA
Messenger RNA from Lachnellula hyalina, 1623 nucleotides. RefSeq names its product Folylpolyglutamate synthase. The coding region runs from base 1 to 1623 and encodes 540 amino acids. The record is from RefSeq and is a predicted model, not a curated record. Gene Ontology annotation, biological process: tetrahydrofolylpolyglutamate biosynthetic process. Lineage: Eukaryota; Fungi; Ascomycota; Leotiomycetes; Helotiales; Lachnaceae. Gene Ontology annotation, cellular component: cytoplasm; cytosol; mitochondrion. The transcript is spliced from 4 exons. Gene Ontology annotation, molecular function: ATP binding; tetrahydrofolylpolyglutamate synthase activity.